Molecule: messenger RNA, 1731 nt
Organism: Nanorana parkeri
Lineage: Eukaryota; Metazoa; Chordata; Amphibia; Anura; Dicroglossidae
Gene: OXA1L
Product: OXA1L, mitochondrial inner membrane protein
Exons: 10
Coding region: 22-1293 (423 amino acids)
Biological process (GO): protein insertion into mitochondrial inner membrane from matrix; mitochondrial respiratory chain complex IV assembly
Cellular component (GO): mitochondrial inner membrane
Molecular function (GO): membrane insertase activity
Source: RefSeq, a predicted model, not a curated record
GUCAAUGACGUAUGGGGGAAGAUGGCGGCGCUCAGGGUGGAAGCGGCAUGUCGGCUUGUAUUGGGUCAUAGAGUACGAGGAGUCUGGAGGCUGACUGAAGCGACAGAGAGACAUUAUCACAGAUGUCCACGUUCAUUGCGUUUACACAGGGCCCUGGCCCCUGGGACACGGCAAUUUCUUUUAUUAAAUGUUCGCUACCAAAGUGCAGCGACUGCAGCUGCCAACCAGGCACCAUUACCACAUUCUAGUUUUAUUCCUGAAGGCGUGCUUCCUCCCCCAGUCUCUGAAUUGGCCCCCACAGUUGUAGAGACGAUUGGUCAGGUGGAACAGAGUUUGACUGAAUUGGGACUUGGAGGUUACAGUCCAGUUGGCCUUAUACAACAAUUUCUGACUUUUUUACAUAUGGAUAUUGGUCUCCCCUGGUGGGGUGCAAUUGUGACAGGAACAAUACUUGCACGUGUUAUGGUUUUUCCACUAAUAGUCAAAGGACAGAGAGAAGCGGCCAAACUUAAUAAUCAUAUGCCCCAGAUCAGUGCAUUGACAACUCGCAUGAAUGAAGCCAAGCAGUCAGGGAACAAAUUUGAAUUUUCCAAGGCUUAUUCAGACCUUUCAUUAUAUCAGAAGAAACAUAAUGUCAAUCCACUCCGUGGCUUUCUGGUUCCCCUUGUGCAGGCUCCAAUAUUCAUCUCAUUCUUUGUGGCACUGAGACAGAUGGCAUACCUCCCCGUGCCCAGCUUGCAAACUGGUGGCCUAUGGUGGUUUUCAGACCUGGCUGCAGCUGACCCUUACUAUGUGCUGCCACUAAUUGUAACAAGCAGCAUGUGGGCUGUUCUAGAGCUGGGAGCAGAGUCUGGUGUUAGCAAUCCCAACCUCAAGGUCAUGAAGACUGUUUUCCGUGUAAUGCCGUUGAUAAUUUUGCCUCUUACCAUAAACUUCCCUACAGCCGUGUUCACCUAUUGGGUUACCUCAAACUUCUUCUCUAUAGCCCAAGUGGCCUUCUUGAAGGUACCAGCUGUUCGAGAAAAACUGAAAAUCCAAAAACCUGUCCAGCAUGACCCAUCAGUACUGCCAAAGCAGGAGGGCUUAGUGAAGAGUUUUCAAACUGGUUGGAAAAAUGCACAACUGGCUCAGCAGUUAGAGGACAGAGAACGCAGAAUAAAACACCACCUGGAUAUUGCAGCAAAAGGUCCAUUGAGACAGACAUUUUCCCAGAAUCCUUUGCAGCAAAGAGAGAAAAUACCAGUUUCUCCAAAGAAACAAAAAGACAAACCUUGGCAGGACACAAUUGGAUAGAAACUUCCUCUUGCUUCUAGCUCAUGAUCUUAUCAAACCCUGCCAGCCCCAUCCAGUACAAUGUUUGCUCAUCAAAAAAUUCUUAAUUGGGCUGAAAUGACCAAGAAUGAGAUGGGUGGAUUCUCUUUGGUACAUAUUGUAUUUAUGUAAAUGACAAUACUUAUGUUACCUUUAAGAAACAGUGUGAUAAAUCUAGUUCUUGGAUCUAAAGAACACUAGUGUACCUUUUUUGUUUCAGUGUGCGUUUGUUAAAUCAAACCAAUACAAGUGAAAGAUAAGCUGAUACUAGUCUCCAUGGUUAAAAUAUUCAAAGAGACAGGUAGUAUAGCGUUCUUUUUCUAUACUACCACUACAACAAAUACUACACAAACUCAAAAACAUUCUGUAUAAAAUAUCACAACCAUGACUAAAUAAAAUAAUGUGCUUUUUCUGUUUUUA